Molecule: messenger RNA, 8589 nt
Organism: Planococcus citri (citrus mealybug)
Lineage: Eukaryota; Metazoa; Arthropoda; Insecta; Hemiptera; Pseudococcidae
Exons: 5
Coding region: 98-5641 (1847 amino acids)
Biological process (GO): DNA integration
Molecular function (GO): RNA-DNA hybrid ribonuclease activity; nucleic acid binding
Source: RefSeq, a predicted model, not a curated record
UAAUUCUAUUAAUUCUAUUACUUUCGAUCGAAUUCCAUCAGCACUCGAUGACUACGAAAUUAUUGGUGAUGGUCUGGCUUAUUAUAUCAAAUAUGGAAUGCCAGAACUAGACUUCGAUAAAAAACCUUAUUUAAAAGAGGUUAUUUUAUUGAAAGAAUUAGCUCAUGAAAUUGAAAACGCUUCAUUCACCAAACAACAUGUAUUAAUUUCAAUGGGCGAUUUUGAGCUGAAUAAUUCAUCGAUAGAUAUGAAAUACGUUCAGAAUUAUUUCGAUAGAAUAAUUCGACUACUAGUAAAUAAACAAUUUAAAGACAUACUCGUAAUAUUUCCUCCAGUUCGCCCGAAAGCUGGAGAUGAACCAACAACUUCAUUCAAGAGACGGCUCGAUUUUCGUCAUAUCCUUCUAGAUGUCUGUUCAACUCGCAACGUACGCUAUUCACUGUAUCCAGCAAUAUUCUUCGCUGAAGUAGUGGAAAAUAUACUCGUUGGAACCAAGUAUACCGUAGCCUGCGAUGAAAAUGACAACGUGAUUCCUGAUAAAAAUUGUUUCUAUUUAAACGACAAAGGUGAUUAUUACAACCUUGGAAUUACCGGACGAGAAAGAAUUCUUGAGUUUCUUGAAACUUUCUGUGAUCCAACCAAGCGCUUCAUGGAUUCACGUGAUCCUGUAACCAUUACUGAUUUGACUACCGAAGAUGACCCGAAUGCUCGGUUUGUUGCUCGACCAGAUGGCUCACUACAACAUAUGACAGCGAAUUCAUUAAAAUUAAUUCAAGAAAUACUAGACUGUCCUAAUAAAGAAGCUGCAGCUGAAAUGAUGCAUACCUUAAAUCAAUCUGCCAGCGAUACAUCAGACACUCUCACCGAGACAACAGAUAACUCGCAUGACAUUUCCGGUAUGCCCGACGCAAAUGCUCCCGAAACAAAUGUCCAGCACGAUUCAGCGCAGGAAGAUGAGCAGGCUGAAGACGAAGGAUCCCAGUCUUCUUCUCCCGAGUAUCGUUAUUUUCCAGCAUAUUCAGUCAAUAUGGUUAAUCGCAUAUCUGUCAAUCAAGAAGAACAAAACGCCUUGAAAUCAUCAUCUUUUACGAAAGUACCGAUAAAAGUCUCCGAAAUGAACGAUAAUUUAAAAUCGCAAUUAUUACACGAAAGAAAUGACACCAUUACCUGCGUAAUUCCACUACGACUUGGAAAUUCCUGUUAUCCAGCCCAGCUUGACUCUGGGGCAGUGCCAAAUAUAAUGUCAGAGGAAACAGCUUUACACCUGAUUCGACACCAUUCUGAUGAAUUGGAUUUUAUCGAGCUAGAGAAUCCAGCUGUUUGUAUUUUAGCUGAUUCGAAAGAAGCUGAAACAGCAAGAUACAUUAUUGUACCGACAUUAUACUUUGGAAAACACGCACUGAAAAUACCUUUUUAUGUGCUGAAAGGCUGUAAUCAUGUAUUUUUAAUUGGAACCCAGUCGAUGGAGUAUCUUGGAAUUGAACCGAGAAUCAAGCGUCGAAAAGCACUCUGCCGGCCAUCUACAAAAGUACAUACUGAAGUGGUAGACUUUUUGACGCCUGAGCAAUACGAAGGUAAGCUGAAUAUUUUCGGCGGGAAACUGAAAGAUGAAUACAGAUUAGAAAUGAACAACAUUUUACGACGAACAGAUAUGUUUAACAAUUAUCACCGAUUACCUGAUGGAGUUAUAGACGACGGUCCAGAUAUAUUUAUCGAACGACUGGAAGCUGACCUUCAAGAUGCUGUUACUGCUGGAAGAAUCACUGUUCCGCAAGCUGAACGAGCUUUCGAUGUUUUGAGUGAAUUUCGUGACGUAUUUUCGAAAUUUCCUGGAAAAUAUACCGGAAAAAGGGUUCGAUUAAAAUUCAACAUUCCAACUAAAGAUAUUCGAUACCGAGGAGCCAAGUAUAAUCCAUCAAAGAAAUUAAUGAACGACUUACGUAAGGAACUUCAAGUAAUGAUGGCAACAAACGUCAUUGAACCUUCAGAUUCGACUUACAUAAACCCCAUUGUAGUUAACGUAAAGAAAAGCGGGGAAAUCCGCGUUUGCCUGAAUCCUGUGGAUUUAAAUCCAAUAUUAGCAGAGAAUUACAAUGAAGCUGGUUUACUUGACAGGAUUAUUACUCAAGAUGCUGAAGCAAAGCUGUUUUGUACGCUCGAUUUCGUAUCAGGAUUUUGGCAGCUCGUAAUGGAUGAAUUUUCACGCAAGUAUUGCGCAUUUCAAGUCGAUGGACGCGUUUAUCAAUUUAUUCGCUUGCCGUAUGGCUUGAAGGUUUCAUCAGCGCUGUUUGUAAACAUGGUCAACGAUAUCAUCCCGGAUACAACUGGAAUCACCAAAUACGUCGACGAUAUUCUUCUUCGCUCUGCAACAUUCGAAUAUAUGCUGGAAUUAUUGGUGGAAGUUCUUACUAUUCUACGAAUCAACAAUCUACGUUUAAAUGCGAAGAAGACUACAUUUUUCAAAGGAAAAACUGAGCAUUUAGGAUUCGAUCUUAGCCCUGGCAGAAUUUCAAAGCAGUCAUGUAAAAUUGACAAAUUCAACGAUUACAUCGCGAAGCACACUAAGCGUGGAAAAUUUGUUCUCAAGAAUAAAAUCGAGAUUCUCGAGCUGAUUGGCUUGACCGGAUUAUAUCGAAGAUUUAUUCCUCAAUAUCAACAAAUUAUUGCACCUUUGUAUGAGUUAACCUGCGAUAACGUACCCUUCGAAUGGGGGCCUAGGCAAGAUGCAGCUAUCGAGAAAUUGAAGCAAGAAUAUACAAAAGACUUCGAAUUAGUUCCAGCAAGAGACAAGAUCGACCUGUACCUAGAUACUUACACAUCUAAUGAUGCCAUGAAUGCUGUUUUGUAUCAAAAUUACGAAGGACAAGCCGAAAUUAUUCUAUUUACCAGCCAUAGUUUUAAGCCGCACCAAAAGAAGUAUACUUUAAUUGAACGAGAAAUGUAUACCUUGGCCAAAAGCAUCAAAAAACUACAACUAUGGCUCCAUGGCAGAACAAUUCAUGUUCGUAGCGAUUUACUUUCAAUUGUACAUAAAUUCGAGACCAUCGCAGAGGUUCACAGAAAAGCCGCUGGAUGGAUUACGUUAUUUAACUGCUACAAUUUGAUUUACGACCUACGAAGAAGACACAAGAAAUGGUUCGGAAUGCAGGCUCCCGAACUAACUAUUAACAGUGCGAAUUGUUCCAAUUUCAUUACCGAAGAAAAUGACCUCUCACUGCGUAUUCGUUCUCAUUUAUUGGAUUAUCUCAAUCGUCUCAGUUUAUUUCAGAAACGUGAUCCAAAAUGCGCAGAUAUUUUUCGUCGAUUAAAAACACCAGAUGAAUUUUUAGAUGCGAGAGGAGUACAAAUCAAAAAUAACCUAGCUAAACGUUAUUCAAUUGAAGUGAUUGACAACAAAGAAACAUUAAUUUUCAAUUACCCAGAUGAGAGCCGUGUUCCAGUGCUGCCCGACGAAAUCUUCAAAGACAUGAUUCUAUUUCUUCAUGAGACUUACGGCCACGUUGGAGCUAACAAGCUUGAAGCUAUUUUCCGUCGUAUGUACUACUCAUCCAAUGCGAAGCAUUUUAUUCGUUUUAUCACCAGCGAGUGUUUGCACUGUAAAGCAAAUAAAACUUAUUCAGAAAAGAAACCACUCGAAUUUGGAUAUACUAAUUCAUACGGACUUGCUGAUGUGAUCUCUGUAGACAUUCUUGGACCGAUUUCAAAUUAUUCCAAUCAGCCGAAAUAUCUCUUGGUAUCGAAGGAUGUUUUCUCUGGAAAAGUUUGGUUAUCACCACUUCAAGAUAUUCUCCAGCAAACUGUUGCCAACGCUAUGGAAGCUGUAAUUAAAGAAAUUCAUUCUAAAAAGUAUAAAAUUCGUAAAAUAAUUACAGAUAACGCUACUCAAUUUACCAACAAGAUUUGGCGUAAAUUAUUGAAGAAAUAUAAGAUAGCGAUUGGACAUUCAACAGCGCACAAUCCUCAAUCAAACUUGGUUGAGAGAACUAUGCGCAUUAUUGGAGACCGUUUACGGAUGAAAAUGAAUGUCAAUGCAGAUGGUGCGUAUUCACACCAUGGAUGGAGUACUUACGUCAAGGAAAUUGAAGAAGAAAUUAAUAAUACGCCGAAUGAUGUUAACGUUCCUCCAGACGAAGUAUGGCAAAUUGCAGAAUUUGAAACCGACCUUCCUACUGGAAGAGUAACAUUCAAUGCCAAAUAUCAUUUACGCAAAUUACUGGAGAAGAAAGAACGUCAAGAUUUACCAUCUAUCAUUAGCGGAGAUUUAAUGAAUUCGAAACUUGACCUACUCAACAAUGUUUACACUUCUGUUGAUAACGUUGUUUGGGUAUCGAUCGAUGGCGCUUGCGCUAACAACGGUUCAGAUGACGCUACCGCUGGAAUUGGCAUCUGCUGGCAUCCUGAGGGUAAACAAAAUGUUUCCGAAAGAAUCAAGCACGAAAAUUAUACACCUACGAAUAACCUAGCUGAGGCUAUCGCUCUACUUACCGCAAUGAAAAUUGCUAUUAAGCAAGGAAUUACUCGAUUACACGUAAUUUCUGAUUCCCAAUACCUGACAUCAGCUGUAAAUGAUACUUUUUCUAAAUGGACUGAUAACGACUGGAAAAACUCUGCAAAGAAGCCAGUUCAUCAUCAAGAGAUAUUUAAAGAAAUCAUCCAGCUGAAAUCUCAAUUUGAUUUAUUCGAACUUACUCAUGUUUAUGCACGAGAGACUGAUUUUGGCAACUUCACCGCUGAUAGACUCGCUCGUAAAGCUGUAUAUACUACCGAAUUUGACAUCGCAGCAGCUGAUAAACUUAUGAAUCAUCAAGCUCUUAUCAGAUAUAUCAAGGAGCAGCGUGAGCUAGAUUUUCAAUCCCGGGAGCAGAAACAUAAUAAGUGUUUUGGUGACCCGCGAAUAUUUAAACCAGGUGAACUUGUUAUGAUAACCAAUCACAGGCUAUCAUCCGCAGACAAGGGAGCUUCAGCUAAACUUUUUCCAAAAAGGUUUGGGCCAUAUGUAGUGGUGGCUCACGCGGGGAAAAAUUGUUACGAAGUUCAAAAAAUUGCUGACAAGACUGAUAAGAGGCUUAUCAACGUACGUCAAAUUACGACCUACCUCAACCUACAUCAUCUUAAGCAGCUACGCGAAGAACCAAAAUUGCGCUCCAAAUACGAUGAUCGCUCCUUACAGAAAAGAAUGAAGCAAUUUGCUGAGCAUCGAGAUUUGCUGGAAAACUUUAUUAAAGAGCUUGAAGCUCCACCAAAGAAGAAAACUCGUAAAUUCAGCGAAAUGAACGAUGAGGAAAAAUUAGAUCAAUUUACUCAGAUUCGUAAGCGGCUUCGGAAGAAAAAUAAUGAUUAUGAUUCCAAGCGGUUUGAUGCUGUUUUAUCUCAGGUAGUUCCAGAUGAAAAAUCUCGCGAAAAUAUUCAACAUCAAGCUAAUUUGCGAUAUAAUAUGCGCAAGCGCGAAAAUAUCAAUUACGACGAAGGUACUGACGCACCUGAAGACGGGCCACGGACAGGUAGAAGGCGUUUUAAACACGUUAAUUCUUUGAUUCUGAACCUGCUCGAUCAUGAGCAGCGAAUGAAAUUCGUUGAGUUGUUAUCCGAGCUUCCUGAUUGGUCGCAAAUGCCCUCCGACCCUCCGGUCCUAACAUGUUGAUUAUUUUUCUACCUACCUCGCAAGUUUCAUUUCAAAAGCUGUUCAUUAUAUUUUUCAACCGACUUCAGCUAACAUCUCUUGUUCACAAAUGUCCCAAUACAAAUAAAUAUUGAUUCAACCACUAUUUAUUCUAUUCAUUCUAUUGAUUCGUACGAAAUUACUCAUUGCUGCAGAACUGUGUAAAUAUCAUUUCAUCUAAGAAGAAAAAUUUUAAUUUAUUCUAUUAUUUCUAUUUUUUCUAUUAUUUCUAUUUCUGGAAAAAUGUACCCAUUGGACAACUGUUAUCCGCUUCGCUACGUAAAUAAAGCCGAAAAUAUCAUCAGAAUUCGUCGCUUUGAUGGCAGCUACCAGGAUGUUUUUCUCCCAAUUACAUGGGAUAAUUUAGAAGACAAAUUGGUCAGCGAAAAUUGCGAUUACGGUCCAAUCAUGCCGCCAGAUUAUCAAGACCAUUACACUUACGCUCAGCAGCAUUUCUACAUAAGCCGCUACAUUUCAUUAAGCAGGUACGACGGUAUGCACAUUAUGCAUUGUUUCAUUAACGGCUGGUGGCUGAUUGGCGACGGCAUCGCGCAUGCAAUUGCAAGAUAUGCUGUCAAAGAAGAAAAAAGAGUUAUAAAGAUGUGGGAUAAUUCAAAGGUGUCCGGUACGAAUAUUUCAGCGAAGCGUUUGAUGCAUAAUAUCAAGCAUCAUAAAAUCCUAGUUCCAAAAAGAAUCAUCCUAUCUAUCGGCUGCCAUGAUAUACUGAAAGAAACGUUCAAUAAAUGUUGCUAUAACACAAAGGAGCUGAUUGCUUUCCUAUUGGAUCAAGGCGUCGAAGACAUUUUAAUUUUACCAAAUAUUAAUUCAAAUAUGCUGCCAGAUCAUUCGCUACGUGGGAAAUUUCGGAAGUGGCUUCGUACCGAUUUAAUCGAAAUGGACCCACAGAUUUUAAAAUAUGCAACCAGCCUUGAAGAAAUUUCAGAUAGAGCGGAUCCUUUCUACAAAGAUGGAGCUGGAAAUUAUUAUUCAAAUCCGCUGAUCUACGCUGAAAUGGCGUACCGUAUCGUAAAAUUCACUCAAUCUUUAGAAGAAGCUAACCAACUAUGAAUUCGACCGAUAUUUGCGUAAUUUCCGGUUGAUUGAUAUUUGUUCAAUUUAUUCAUGAUGUACAUAACGUGUAUUUUUUCCAGACAGAGAAAUGUCAUUUCAUUUCAUUUUAUUAAUCGUGUAUUAUUUCUAUUUUAAUCUAUCAAAUAAAAUCAACAAAAAUACGACCUUGUAAAUAUUUCUUCUAUUUUUAUCCACGAACCGAGCUACGCCUAACCAUCAUCGACAAGCAAAUCUUUGCUUAGUAUAUGAAAAUAGACAGUCGCAGACCGAUAUUAUACGUACAGAGGGAAGGGGGUUGCGAUAAGAACCAAGCUUCGAUUAACAAUGAUCCUUAUCGGUUCCUAGAAAAACCCAGCAAUAGCAGCGACAGCCUAAGCCUACACAUUAAACCUACCAUUUCAUCAUUCGACUUUUGCUUCUCUUUGUGUUUAGUGUGUACAUCUCUAACGUGGUGAAAUUUUUUCUAUUCUUUCAAAGUUUAAUUUCGUUCUUAUUAUUUCUAUAAUCGGUAAGAUUUACGCAGCGCUGUAUUUUCUUGGUUCGUUUACUCUAUUUUUUCAUAUUUGUUGGAUCGUUUAAACCAUUUUGAAAAUUCCAGCUAUUUAUUCGCCAUCUCGUGUGUUCAACGCGAAAAAUACGUCGCAAUACCUGGAGAAUAAUUUAUUCUAUUGAAUUGUAAGUACUAGUGUAAUUUUACUCACUUAUAAUUUGCAUGGUCUUAUACAAUUUACCGAUUUUUCUGUAAAACACACGUACCAUCGUACCUACCAUCAACCACGUGCUUUAGGCUACAAACACAGCCAUCAUAUCGAUAAUUAAUUUACUUUGAAAAUAAUUACAACAAUACCACGUGUUAUUAAUUCUAUUGAUUCUAUUAAAACUCGUUUCAAAUUUGGAAAAAAGGUGAACCAAAAUUCAUCAUCUAAUUCGAUUCUGUACGUGUGUUUUAAAUAGCUAGCCUAAGUACAUUGCUGUUUUAAUCGUCAGUUUAUUAAUUCAAUUAUUUCAUCCCAGAUUUUCGUUGAUUGGUAAACUGAAUUAUUUCAAGUGUUUCGUCGAAGAUUUCUGUCAGUUGAAGAACUGUAUUGUUUCAAGAUAUGAUCCAGCUUCGCUUUGCUACUGCUAUAUUGCGACGAUUUGUACGUUUAGUUUAAAGAAGAUAUUGAUUCGUUUGACGAUUAUUGAACCGGAAUUUGCAAAAAGCUUAUUCGUUCUGCUGUGUCGCUAAUUAUUUGGCUGAAGUUUGUUCGUUUGUUCGCUACGAUUUGCGUAAGAAAGGCCAAUGGAAAGGUAUCGUGUUCCGGUAUGCCAGUACUGCGGGGAGGAGUUCGUGGCAGGACAAGAAACUGUACGGAAUGAAACCUGUCCACAUACUUACCAUCGCGAGUGCGUUAAAAACUUAACUGAGCAACGUACGCCCGCCGGCAAUUACCGCUAUCUCCCCGCAAAAUGUCAACAUCGAAGUUGCGGUGCGGUUUUGAUUCGACAACACUAUCACAGUGUUAUUUUCCGCUAUGAGACGCCUGACAAUAUUUGCACCAACUCUGGACACCGGCAUAGAAUCGCAAAUCUCAGCGACACGAUUGAUUUCCAGCGAGAGCGUAUAAAUGCGCUGAACGAUUCUUUACGUGACGCCGUAGCGCAAAAUGAAAUUAUGACCGGAAGAAUCGCAGAUCUCGAACGCGAAAUCUCCAGACUUAGGCGACCAGCGCAAGAUUACCAAGAUUUCGAAGACGAUCUCAACCGUCGAGAUAACGAUGACGACGACGAUAUCGCCAAUGCACAGCAGCAAAUGGUAAAUCACGGCAAUCAAGUUGCUGGAAAUGAAAAUAUUCAUGCCGCCGAAAAUCAAGAAGAUC